CAAACCCUGGGGAAGAGAAUGGAUGGAGCCUCCAAAAAGACCGAGUUUACAUAAUGAGUGUAUUGAGAAAGCCAAAUUGCCUAUCAAAUUGUUUUCUGGCCCCUGGGAAGGAACAUCUCUGUGGGAGAAAAAGAAAGAGGGAGAAGAAGAAGAGGGAGAAGAAGAGGAGGAAGAAGAGGGAGGAGAAGAAGAAGAAGAAGACAGGAGGGCUUAAGCCUGCUAGAAUCCUGUGUUGCCAGAGCCCGACCCAGAGACAAGAGAAGAGGGUUGAGAUGCGUCCUGUUUGUGCUCAGCUCCUCUUCGCUGCCAUCUUGUGGUCAAUGCCUUACACUGGAGCUGCUGCUGUGCGGAGCCUAUCCAAAUCCAACCGGACUAACCAUCUCCACCUAACUAGACCUGGUUUCGAGUCAGACCCUGACUCUGACUGGAGUAAUCUGAAUCUUACCAGCAUCAGCGUGCCUCGUAUCCGAAGGAGGCGAGCCAUCUCCUCCAGAGAAAUUAAUUCCUUGUUGGAUUAUCACAACCUUGUCCGCUCCCAGGUCUUCCCUCAGGCUGCCAAUAUGGAGAUCAUGGUGUGGGAUGAGCAACUGGCUAAAUCAGCAGAUUCCUGGGCUUCCCGCUGCAUAUGGGAUCAUGGACCCUCACAGACCAUGAGAUAUAUGGGCCAAAACCUGUCCAUCAACUCUGGCAGUUACUGGUCAAUCAUUGAGCUGGUGAGGUCCUGGCAAGAUGAGAAAAACUCCUUCUCCUAUCCCAACACAUGCAGUGGACCAGUUUGUUCCCACUAUACACAGAUGGUCUGGGCCAAUACCAAUAAGAUGGGAUGUGCCAUCAACAAAUGCUCAAACAUGAAUGUGUACGGGAGCUCUUGGAGGACAGCAGUGUUCCUGGUUUGCAACUACUCUAUCAAAGGGAACUGGGUUGGAGAGGCUCCCUAUAAGAGUGGCAAACCGUGCUCUGCCUGUCCAUCAAAAUAUGGAGGUUCAUGUAACAGAAAGCAGUGUUCCUUCAGUGGUUCAAAAGCCAAAGCCAAGAAAAGAAAAAGGUAUUAGAAAGACAUCAGUCAUACUUUCCCUGUUAUAAUGGAAGACUUUUUAGAGUUCAUUGUUUCUGGUCAAUUAUUCUGUUCCAUUCAUCUCAGCAACAAACAACUGCAAGAGAGGGUGUGUGAAAGAAAGGUGAAGGAUUUCUAAACAUAAAAAACGAAUCAAAGCACAAGACCUGCUUUUUUCAGCGAUUCAAUUCUAGUACCACUAUUUUUGUGUUUAUCAUAAACUAAUGUUUGAUCCAUCCACUGGAUGUUAGGGAAAUAAUGUUUUUCCCCCUCGGUCAUGAUGUUGUGAACUCUAUGUAAACUCUUGGGUUGUAAAGCUCCAUUUUCUCGCCAUGACACAGAAAGAACCCAGCUACCAAAAACCAGACAGUACUUCUGUUGUAUACAUUUGAUUAUGGCCUUUUUUGAAAAUGUUAAGAAGAUGAGUGCAAUGUACACUAUAUAUACAAAAGUAUGUGGACACCCCUUCAAAACAGUGGAUUCUCUAUUUCAGCCACACAUAUUGCUGACAGGUGUAUAAAAUCAAGAACACAGUCAUGCAAUCUCUCAUUGACUUUCAAUGUGGCACCGUCAUAGGAUGCCACCUUUCCAACAAGUCAGGUCUUGAAAUGUAUGCCCUGAUAGAUCUUUCCCGGUCAACUGUAAGUGCUGUUAUUGUGAAGUGAAAACGUCUAGGAGCAUCAACAGGGAAGUUGUAAGCCACACAAGCUCACAGAAUGGGAUCAUCGAGUGCUGAAGUGCGUAUCGAGUUUAAAUCGUAAAAGUUGUCUGUCCUCGAUUGCAACACUCACUACCAAGUUCCAAACUGCCUCUGGAAGCAACGACAAGAACGGUUCGUCUGGAGCUUCAUGAAAUGGGUUUUGGCCGAUUAGCCGCUUACAAGCCUAAGAUCA
This is a messenger RNA of Oncorhynchus mykiss (rainbow trout), 1947 nucleotides long. Lineage: Eukaryota; Metazoa; Chordata; Actinopteri; Salmoniformes; Salmonidae. The record is from RefSeq and is a predicted model, not a curated record.